AUGUACAUCGUGGCAAGGAUGAAUGAGGCGAGACAGAAGUUGAUAUCAACGAUCCAGCGAGCAUCUCCCGCCGGGAUCAUGGGCGUCGAGACAAUUUUGAAGACCCAAGAGGAAGAGCGUGUGGCGGCGGCAGAGGCAGAAGUGAAGAGACUCGAGAAGGAGAAGCGACGGGCGAGGCGACUCCGUCGACGUGCCGGUCUCCCUUCUUCCUCCGAUGACGACAAUAGCGAUGACGAUGAUAGUGAGGAUGACAGCGAUAGCGAAGCAGAAGGGCAGGAAGGAGAAGGAGAGGAUGAAGAGCCUGCACAAAAGACUGUCUGGGGCUACGUCCCCCCACCAACAUUGAUCCACGAAAUCAUCCCAGGAACGAUGGCUACCCCACUGGCAAUGUCGGCGUAUACCCAACAUGUAUUUGACCAGAUUUUGGACGAGAUGGCGUUAAAGGAGUCGAUUCUGGAAGCCUUGGUGACGAUCGGGGAGUUGAAGGAUUCUGGAGCGGACGAGUUGCCGGCGUUGUUGGAUCAGCAGUUGACGAAUAUGGUGUUGAUUUGGGAGUUGGAGCCGUAUAUCGAGACAGUCCCUGAGCGGAAUGAGGUUGAGGGGGCGUUGAGUGUUUUGUCGUGGCAGAUGGAGAAAGUCAAGUAG
Linnemannia hyalina is the source of this 645-nucleotide messenger RNA. Lineage: Eukaryota; Fungi; Mortierellomycota; Mortierellomycetes; Mortierellales; Mortierellaceae. The record is from the annotation of a GenBank genome assembly.